Messenger RNA from Colletotrichum spaethianum, 900 nucleotides. RefSeq names its product signal recognition particle subunit srp14. Gene Ontology annotation, molecular function: 7S RNA binding. The record is from RefSeq and is a predicted model, not a curated record. NCBI's taxonomy places the organism in Eukaryota, Fungi, Ascomycota, Sordariomycetes, Glomerellales, Glomerellaceae. Gene Ontology annotation, biological process: SRP-dependent cotranslational protein targeting to membrane; SRP-dependent cotranslational protein targeting to membrane, signal sequence recognition. Gene Ontology annotation, cellular component: signal recognition particle, endoplasmic reticulum targeting. The transcript has a single exon. Bases 1 to 900 code for a protein of 299 amino acids.
AUGUCGCACCCACGCAUAGAGGAGGUCGAGGACAGCGACCUCGAGGCGUCGGACCCCUCCGAGGGCGACAUUGACGACUUCACCGACAACGACAUUAUGCGCCGCGUCGAGCCCAAAUCCUCGGCCGCACCGGCAGCGGCGGCGGCCCGAGCCUCCCAGAUCAACCCCUCCAACAUCCCCUCAACCGCCGCCCCGCGCCCCGGCGCCCCGGGCUCCGAGUUCCAGACCACCAACGACCCGAAGCAGUACGCCGACUUCCAGUGCCUGUACCCGGUCUACUUUGACGCGCGCCGCACGCGCGCCGAGGGCCGCCGCGUGCCCAAGUCGCUGGCCGUCGAGAACCCCAUUGCGCGCGAGAUUGUCAACGCCUGCGCGUCGCUGCGGCUGCCGACGCUCUUCGAGCCCGCCAAGUUCCACCCCAAGGACUGGGCGAACCCGGGCCGCGUCAAGAUCCGCCUGCGCUUCGGCGGCGAGGCCGGCCAGGGCCGCGACGGCGGCAAGGCCGCGCCCGGCCCGCGGCCCUACGGCAUGCCCGAGGUCAAGAACAAGCACCACCUCUACCUCCUCGUCGCCAAGCACCUGCAGCAGAACCCGACGACCGAGGACAGCGCCGCCCUCAAGGCCCGCGUGCAGGGCGCCCCCGCCCCGGACCCGAGCAAGCCGUGGCCGCGGCCCGCCGUGCCGCGCGGCUGGAAGAUGGGCGACCUGCUGCCGUACAUCAGCCCCGCCAUGACGGGCGGCGGCGUCAGCGAGAACCUGUUCAAGGACAUGAUGAAGGAGAUGCAGGGCGGCGGGGACCCGAUGGCCGCCCUGAUGCAGCAGGCCGGCGGUGCUGGCGGCGGCGGCGGCGGCGGCGAGGAGAAGGCGGGUAAGAAGAAGAAGGGCAAGGGCAAGGCUUGA